This is a messenger RNA of Oryzias latipes (Japanese medaka), 3472 nucleotides long. It is a transcript of the gene prlra, whose product is annotated as prolactin receptor a. Gene Ontology annotation, cellular component: signaling receptor complex; external side of plasma membrane. The record is from RefSeq and is a predicted model, not a curated record. Gene Ontology annotation, biological process: cytokine-mediated signaling pathway. Lineage: Eukaryota; Metazoa; Chordata; Actinopteri; Beloniformes; Adrianichthyidae. Gene Ontology annotation, molecular function: cytokine receptor activity; cytokine binding.
CAGGGCGCGAGGUGUUUUGCUGCGGUUUCCUCGUUGACGGGACGACUGAGCUACCUGAGGCGCAUCGGAGAGUGAGCGCUUCUCACGCGGCCGUUUCUGCGGGGAAAGCAGAGUUGGAGGCGCAGAUCAGGAGGAGAAGAAGAAGAAGAAAAAACACCUGUCAGCUGCUGGCGGAGCUUGAGGUGCUAUGAUGAAGAAUGACGGGGGAGUUCGUCUCUUCUGGUUGCUGCUUUUGUUUUUGUUGUACACAAGGGGAAAAAGCUAUAGCGUGCCAGGAAAGCCAACAUUAACCAGAUGUCGUUCUCCUGAAAAAGAGACCUUCACCUGUUGGUGGGAGCCAGGUUCUGAUGGAGGUCUGCCCACCACCUACAAACUCUUCUAUCGCAAAGAAGGCUCCGAAAAAGAAUAUCAAUGCACAGACUAUCACACAGGUGGGAAGAAUUCCUGCUUCUUCAAUAAGAACGACACGUCCAUCUGGGUUAACUACAACAUCACCGUUGUUGCCACCAACGCUUUGGGCCAGGCUUUGUCAGACCCACUCAACAUCGAUGUCUAUUAUAUUGUUGAGCCCAAUCCUCCUGAGAACUUAAAGGUGACCAUCCAGAACGACAAAGGAUGGCCGUUUCUUCGAGCGUCAUGGGACCCGCCGACAAAAGCUGACACCCGCUCGGGUUGGAUCACGCUCAUCUAUGAGCUGCGCAUAAAACUGGAGGAAGAGGAUGAAUGGGAGAUUCACCAUGUGGGCCAGCAGAAGGUGUUUAAUAUUUUUGGCUUGCAGUCAGAGGGCACAUACGUUAUUCAGAUUCGCUGUAAGCCUGAUCAUGGCUUUUGGAGUGAAUGGAGCGAGGAUGUCCAAGUCGUUGUUCCUAACUAUUUUCCUAACAAAAGGUCCACCUGGGUGCUAGUUAUGGUCUUUUCCGGCAUGGUCUUUCUCAUCUUGAGCUGGCUGUUACACAUCAACAGUCGCAAUUUGAAGCACUGCAUUCUUCCACCGGUCCCUGGUCCAAAAAUUAAAGGAUUUGAUCAAAAGCUUCACAAGAGUGGAAAGUCAGUGGAUGCCUUCAAGUCACUUGACGUGCCUGAUUUUCCCCACCACACAUUCUCAAAGUCCGAGGAUUUGCUUGUGGAGUACAUAGAAGUGUACGUUCCUGAGGAGCAGGAGCUGAUGCUGGAAAAGAGCAAUAAUCUACACAAUGGCUGCCUGAAAUCUGAGAACUCAGUGUCUGACUGUGAUUCUGGCCGAGGCAGCUGUGAUAGUCACACCCUGCUUCUGGAUAAGAGUGGACAACAAACCGAUACCCAGGAGAGUCAGACGGAUGAGCAAAGGCACGGGGAAGCUCUGCAGGGUGAAAAUCUGGCCUACACUCACCAAGACAUGGUUAGCCCUGAUAUGUCAGCUGGAAGGGUUAAGACGUGGCCCUCUGUCUUUUCUCCACUGCCUCAGAACAGAUCGACAGAGGAUCAAACCAGCUCACUUGAGAUAGCCAAGCAGCACUGUCUUUCAGACAGCUUGCUUCCCUCCGACUUCUUAACCCCCUACCAUUCCCCACCUGGACACUGCACCAGAGAGCAUCUUGGAUCAAACUACUGGGAGUUUGAUUUUGGCAACAAGCGACCUCAUUUAACACAACCCCAAACAGAGGUCUGUCACCAGAUCCAGGCUCACAGCGAAAUCAACAUCAACACCGGUGUAAAAGCAGAACCUGCAGCUCAGAAGUUCCCCACUCCCCGAUCCAAUGAGUAUGUUGAAGUGCAGAGGAUCAAUGAGGAGGAUAGCGUCGUUCUCCGUCCAGUCGCAUCAAACUAUGACAAACUCUUUGAAAUGCAGCAAGGAGAGGAUUACAGCAGGGUGAAGGGGGUGGACAGUGACAGUGUGCUCCUCCUGCUUCAGAAAGAGGCAAUGGAAGAAGAGAUGAACAUGUGCUCCUGUGAGCAGUUGACUGACACAACAGACGCCCACUAUACAACAUUUGCCACGAGUCCAGAGAAACCAACGGCCUGCACACAUCCUACACCACAACCUCUGGAGGAAAGGGUAGUUAAUGGAUAUGUUGACACUGCCACUAUGUUCACCAUGCCUCCUUACUAGUUGUAGAAAAAGCACACGUGACAACAACAAAAAAAGGAAGUCCCAGAGGUAUUGUGACCUUGGGACUGAAACAAAAACAUUGAGGCUGUCGUUAAGCCUGUUCCAGCUUGUCGAUGCCUUUACUCACCAUUGAAAUAUAAUGGUAGGUUAUUGCCUAUUAAACUGUCGUUUCUACACUUGGCUUUAUUGUACAGUGUACACAAGUGCAGGGGAUUUCCUUAUGCCAUGUUCACCUCAUGCAUGUGCAGCACAUUCAAGAGCAUGCUGAACGCGGGGUCCUUGAACGUUUUUAGCACAUGGUGUUCAUACUACCUACUCUUGGAAGAGGCUUGGUGUGAAACAUCAAAGCGGUGCAAAUUCUUGCUACAGGCUUUUCCUUUCACAGCUCUAUUCCGAAAAAUACUUGGUGUCACAUUAUUCUGGCCGGGCACAAACAGCAAUUAUUCAUUUCUCCUUAAUGAUCAAUUUUCAAACGGUUGGCACUUGGGUGAAUUUAAAAGGACACUACCCAUACAUCACUACCAAAUCCGAGUCCCUGAUUGGUCAAAGUUCAACUAGUUUAACUUUCAAUACGCGUUCAGUGGACGUGCAUUUUAUGCGUAGAGACUAAAAGUGACCAAAAAACCGUGCGUAGCGACACGUGAACAUGAGAGUUUUAAACGUGGAAGCCUAAAAGACACAUAUAUGCACGUUUCUAUACACCUUUCAUGGAAGUAGUCGCUCGCUUGAAUGCGCGUUGCCAAGGACGGUGUGAACGUAGCAUUCGACAGCACAAAAGUUUGAAAGAAAACCACUGUAAAGUAGUCUCAAGUAUUUACUAGUUUUUGAGUCACACACUUCACUAUCAGGUGAGGCUUUUUGUACAAAGCAGAACAAAAGGUAUUUUAAAUUUUGUACAUAACCUGGCUGUAAUCAUUUUUGUAAAAUUAAGAGAAAGGGGUUGCACAAGAACCAGAGGGGAAAACGAGUAAAGCAAGAAAUUCUCAUGGAGACAUUUAUUUAGAAUAGUAGCAGAUUGAAGUUAAUUAAAUCAACUAGGAUGACUUUAUUCAUCCCCUAUGGGGAAUGUCAUCUAUAGUAUAAAUUAAAGAAAAAAAUCUAUUAAACUAUCAACCAAUAAAAAAAUAAUAAAAAACUUGUGGAAAAUAUAGAAAAAGAGAAGAGAGAUUAAUAUGUCUAUUGACAUGCCUUGCUGAUAAUAUGAUGCAGUGUUUGCACAUAACUGUUAAUGUCUUAUAGUAACAUCUUUAGAGGCAUCGUACAGCCAACAGUAGAGACACUAACCCAGGUAUGCAUAUCUAACACAGUUAUGUCACUCCUGUGUAGUCUGAACAGGUUCAAAUGUCUGGAUAACUUUCCUCCAGGCCUGUCUUAAUAAAAAAA